Molecule: messenger RNA, 1829 nt
Organism: Triticum dicoccoides
Lineage: Eukaryota; Viridiplantae; Streptophyta; Magnoliopsida; Poales; Poaceae
Product: cell cycle checkpoint control protein RAD9A-like
Exons: 9
Coding region: 42-1442 (466 amino acids)
Biological process (GO): mitotic intra-S DNA damage checkpoint signaling; DNA repair; cellular response to ionizing radiation
Cellular component (GO): checkpoint clamp complex
Source: RefSeq, a predicted model, not a curated record
UUGUCCCCAAACCCCCGAAACCCCCAAACGCACGGCAGGCCAUGGAGCUGUCGAUGAGCGGCGGCGCGCUGCGGACCUUCUCCCGCUUCGUCACCUGCCUCACCCGCAUCGGCUCCGACCUCGUCUUCCAGGCCUACCCCGACAAGGUGCGCCGUCUCCUCGCAGCCCACACCUGCCAUUCCUCACCGGCGGUUCUCACGAUUUCAAUCUACUUACAGCUGGAGCUGCACACGCUCAACAGCUCGCGGUCGGCGUUCGCGUCCGUCUCCCUCACGCGCGACUUCUUCGACCACUUCCACCUCCCCGCCGCCGCCGCGCCGUCGUCCACGCCGCUCCAGUGCAGCGUCCUCCUCAAGUCCGUCCUCGCUGUGCUCCGCACGCCCACCUCCGCGGUCGACCGCCUCAACGCUUCUCUCCCAAACCCCCAAGCGUCCAAGCUCGAGUUCGUCAUCCACUGCAUCAGCGGGCGUAAGAAGACGCACCGGAUCUCGUGCAGCGCCGAGUCCGACGUGCAGACUCUGGCGCUCGACCGCAACGGCUUCCCCAGCCGCCUCGCCAUACGGCCACGGGAUCUCACGCGCCUGCUUUCCAAUUUCCAGUCCUCGCUGCAGGAGCUCACCUUUAUUGCCACCCAGCCUGCUGCACGGUUGCCUGGCGUCGAUGAUGCCACUGGGGGGAAGGCAGUCGAGCUCCUAAGCUACAUCGACCCGACCAAAGAUGACUACGACAGUAGGCUGCACACACAACUGUGGAUCGAUCCAGCAGAGGAGUUCUUGGAGUAUGAGCAUGCUGGUGAUCCCGUAGAUGUCACAUUUGGGGUGAAAGAAUUGAAGGCAUUUUUAACAUUUUGUGAAGGAUGUGAGGUUGAUAUUCUCCUAUUCUAUCAGAAGGCUGGCGAACCUGUCCUGUUGGCUCCAAGAUUUGGAAUCGAUGAUGGUUCAAGUUCUAAUUUCGAUGUAACUCUAGUUCUAGCCACUAUGCUUGUAUCACAACUAAAUGAUGGCAGUGUGCCUCAGCAGCCACCUACGUCAGCACAUCAUGCAGAAGAACCAAGGGCUGCCGCUGCUGCACCAUCACCAGUUCCCGAAAAUGUCUCAAACCAUACAAGAAUAUGGUCAGAGCUUUCAGGUGUUACUCCCAAAAGCUUUGAAGCUAACGCAGAAAAUCGUGCCCAGAUGGAGAGAAAUGGAAGAGCUAACGUGCUGAAUGACACAUCAGUGCUUCCCAAUACCAAUGCUCCCUGCAAGCUACCAGUGACAGAUAACGCAAACUAUAUAGAGCAGCCUGUGCAAAUGGAUCACUUGGAAGAGCCUCCUGAAGUUGUGGUUGAUAACCCUCGUUCGCAGCAUCACCCAAGCAACUGGGUAGGUGCCGACGAAGACGAUGAUGAUGAAGAAGAUGAGGAGCUUUUUGUCCAAACAACACCUCACUACAUGGACUAAGGACCGAUGCUGAUUCUGAAUAUUGCAGGUGUACAGAUCAUGUGAGUGUUUCUACUGGGCAUCACGGAGUUCCUGGCAGGGGUAGGGUGGCGAGAACAAUUAUUGUAGCAAAAAAGAAAAUGUGUGCUAGAUAUGGGAGAUGAUUUUUUUUUUCCUUCAAAAAUUCUUUGUUCACAGAAGGUAUGUAAGGACAAUCACACCUUCAGAAUUUAGAACUUGUGGUGUCUUCCAUUUGAGAUCCUGGAUCCAUUGCAACGCUGGAUCUAUGAACAUAAAGUUUGAUUCAAGAAAAUAAAUAAAAUUGAAGCACUGUAAUCCUAUUUCUUUUCUUUUUUUGAAGAUACCGGCUCCCAAAUGAUUUCCAUGUAUUUUUUUGGGUGACUCGAU